AUGUACCCGCAGGUGGUACAUGCGCUCCGGGACGCCGAGCGGAAGGCGUUGGCGACGGUCAGCUCGAUGGAGGCAGACGUGGCGCUGCUGCAGGCGGCCGAGGCCGACGACCUGGCGGCGGUGGACUCGGUGGCUGGCGACGUGCGUAAGGCGCUCGAGGCGGCGCGGGCAGAGCUGUUGCAGGCGCAUGCCCUGCUGCGCAAAGGACGGGAUCAGCUUGGGGAGACGGCCAUGGCCCAUGAGGAAUCGCUCCGCCUGUUGGCUGGAAAGGUCGACCACGCGUAUGCACGCGGCGCUGCCGUGGCUGACGCUCUCGACGGGCUCUGGCAGCAUGCCGACGUGACAGGCAAGGCGCAGCUGCCUGAGGCACAUGGUACACAGGAUGCGCAAGCGCAGACCUCGUCGUCGGAUGCGGAUGACGGAUCGGUGGCGGGUGGCGCGUCGAUGCGCGACAUCGACCACAAGCACAUCGAGAACGAGGCCCGUGACGUCGUGGCCCGUCUCAUGGCUUCGUUCUCACCGCUGGUUGACGGCUAUGCGUCGCAUCCAGAAGAUUGGGCUGCGCUCUCGGAGUCUGAGAAAGAUGAGGUCGAGCGCAUGGCUGCGCGUGUCCGGUCGCUACUUGCAGACGUCGGGAGCGUCGCCCGGCAGCGCGGGGUCGAGCUCGCUUCGCGCAAUGUGGUGAGCGGCAAGGCUGCCGAGCUGCGGGCGCAAGCGCUUGACGUGCUGCAUCAUGUGCGAGUCGAGCUGAUGGCGCUCGAGCUUGCCCCGUUUAUCCGGCUCCUGCGGCGGUCACCAUCACGGGCGCCAAGCCCGCCUCGCCACCGCUCACCGUCGUUUGAUGCAGGCUCGACCAUCGGCAAGGACGACGGUGAUCACCGAAGCGGCUCAGCCAGCGGUGCUGGCAACAGUUCGAGCGCAGGCAUGCUAGACGACUCGUCGUUUGUGCGUAUCGAGGACAAUAAGGCCCCGCUGCGGCCCGGGCACGAGCGGUUUGCCUCGGCACGCAUCGCCGCUUCGCUUCCGUUCUCGUUCUACGUUGUCGAGCCGGUGCCCGUGGUGGGCGCCGAGGCCGGCGACGCUCAGUCGGACAACGAGUGGGAGGCCGGUGGCGACGGCGGUGGUGGUGGUGGCGGCGGCGGGUCAAGCUCGUACUACUCGACUGACGGCCCGUCGUCGCAACGGCUGUGGGAGGUGGCGGGUGACGAUGUGCCUGUUGGCGGGCUCUACGACGAGUACAAGAAGUUUGCCAAGUGGAAGCGGGCGCGGGCGGCCGGCAAGAUCGAGUCUGACGGCGGCGGCGAGCUUUCAGCCUCGUUCUACUCGUCCGAGUACUCGGAGCAGACCGUCGAGUACGAUGUCGAGUACUACGAGUACGAGCUUGCGCCCGAGACGAUCUCUGUGGCGCUUGGGGCUGAUCACGGCUCGCCAUUCCCCGGCGCGGACCGUGAGCCGGCGCCGCAGGUGGCCCGAUCCGAGAUGGAGACCCAGACGUCUGCGCCGGACGUUCGCGUGCCGGAUGUCAGCUCGAUCGCGUCGCGCUCGUUUCUCCGCGAAGUGCCGUCGUACUUUGAGCCCUCGGAGCCAAUGCGAAGCAUGCAGGCCUCACACAUUGCACCAUCGAUGCAGAGCUCGCUGCUGAGUUCUGGAGGAGGCACACUCGAGCCGCUCGACGCCUCGCUGCCGCCACUUUCGCUGCAGACCGAUGACGGCUCAGGCUCGGACUCGGGCUACUCUUCGGACACGGUGAUUGCUGAGCCGUUUGCGCCGGUGAGUAAGGACAAGGUGCCACGACUGGAGCGGUCGCGACUGGAGCGACAGUCCAAGAGCAAGAAGAAGAAGAAGAAGAAGAAGAAGAAGAAGAAGAAGCGCAAGGGUAAGGGCAAGGGCUCUGAACCGGUCGUCCCGCAUUUUAUGGCGGACAAGGCCGGAUGGGCCAAGCCGUCGCCGUUCCGGAUUCUCACGCUCAUGGCCAUGGCGCCGCUCAUGCCCUCGCUUGCGCUCUUUCUUCUCCAGCCGGACGAGCGCGACAUCUCGGACAUCGCUCAUGGCAUCGCGAUCGACGAGGUGCGCGACUUGCCGCGGCCGCGGCUUCGGUGA
This is a messenger RNA of Thecamonas trahens ATCC 50062, 2100 nucleotides long. RefSeq lists its product as uncharacterized. The transcript is spliced from 2 exons. The record is from RefSeq and is a predicted model, not a curated record. NCBI's taxonomy places the organism in Eukaryota, Apusomonadida, Apusomonadidae. Bases 1 to 2100 code for a protein of 699 amino acids.